This is a messenger RNA of Juglans microcarpa x Juglans regia, 875 nucleotides long. Its product is annotated as transcription factor MYB8-like. The coding region runs from base 103 to 837 and encodes 244 amino acids. Lineage: Eukaryota; Viridiplantae; Streptophyta; Magnoliopsida; Fagales; Juglandaceae. The record is from RefSeq and is a predicted model, not a curated record. The transcript is spliced from 3 exons.
UCCCCACCCACACUGUGUUCUUGGGCUCUCUCUCUCUCUCUGAAUUUUUUACCAUUUCUCUUCCAAUUAAGCUUCUGGUGAAGCCAAAGGCCUAUCUGUAUAAUGAGGAAGCCUUGCUGUGAUAAGCAAGACACAAAGAAAGGAGCCUGGUCCAAGCAAGAAGACCAGAAGCUCAUAGAUUACAUUCGAAAACAUGGUGAAGGAUGCUGGCGUACCCUCCCUCUGGCUGCAGGCCUCCUUCGCUGCGGUAAAAGUUGCAGGCUGAGAUGGAUAAACUAUCUACGGCCAGACCUUAAAAGAGGCAACUUCGCUGAAGAUGAAGAGGAUCUUAUCAUCAAGCUUCAUGCACUCCUAGGCAACCGGUGGUCGCUUAUAGCUGGAAGAUUGCCAGGACGUACAGACAAUGAAGUAAAGAACUACUGGAACUCUCAUCUAAGAAGAAAGCUGAUAAACAUGGGAAUUGAUCCAAACAAUCAUCGCUUGAGCCAAAAUCUCCCUCGUCCUCAAAACCCAAUCAGUAUAUCUUCUGAUGCAAAAUUAUCUGGUUUGAAAUCAUGUGUUGCUGAGCCACCUGUCAUGAAAUCCCAAGGCUUCGACAUCAAUAAUAAUAUUUAUGAUCAAGUAUCCGACGUUGGAAGUUGCUUGUUGGAGGAUGAUAAUUCAUGUAGCUUGCCGGAUUUAAACCUUGAUUUGACAAACAACAUUCCUUUUACUCCAGUACUUGUUGAUCAUGAUGUCGAAGAGAGACAAAAACAUAAUCAUGAGUCUAAUGCAUCAGAGCCAGAUCAAGUAGAUCUUCACUUCAGUCCUUCUCCUACGCUUCUUUUAUUUCGAUAAUCCAUGCAUCCCAUUCUUUUCUGUCAAAGCUUUCAAGU